This is a messenger RNA of Fraxinus pennsylvanica, 1506 nucleotides long. NCBI's taxonomy places the organism in Eukaryota, Viridiplantae, Streptophyta, Magnoliopsida, Lamiales, Oleaceae. The record is from the annotation of a GenBank genome assembly.
AUGGAGGUGGCACCGCUGCUUGAUAGGAAGGCCGACGAGUUGCAGCUCAUCGGAGACGACGGGGAUUACCUCCCAAUAAGAGGGCUUAAACCGUGUUGGAAAGUGUUCUGCAUAGAGUCUGCGAAACUAUGGAGAAUAGGCGGACCAAUAGCCUUUCAAAUUCUGUGUCAGUAUGGAACUAACUCCGUGGCCACCAUGUUUGUUGGGCAUCUCGGAGAUAUUGAACUCUCCGCCUUUUCUAUUGCUUUGUCCGUUGUCUGCACCUUCUCUUUGGGUCUCCUGCUUGGUAUGGGGAGUGCCCUUGAGACGCUAGCUGGUCAGGCAUUUGGCGCUGGACAAGUUCACAUGCUUGGCAUUUAUAUGCAACGCUCAAUUAUAAUCUUAUUCGCCACUUGUGUCGUCCUGGUGCCACUCUAUGUGUUUGCAACCCCAAUUCUGAAGCUCCUUGGACAGAAAGAUGAGAUAGCAAAUCAAGCAGGAGUAUUUACACUUCAAGUUCUCCCUCAAUUGUUUUCCCUUGCUGUCAGUUUUCCGACUCAGAAGUUUCUUCAAGCCCAGAGUAAAGUUUCUGUGCUUGCAUGGAUCGCGGUCCUUGCAUUGGUUUCACAAGUUUUCCUAUGUUGGCUUUUCAUUUAUGUAUUUGGCUGGGGAACAUAUGGUGCUGCCAUAGCAUUUGACCUUACGGGUUGGAUCACAGCCUUUGCACAAUUUGGUUAUGUGGUUGGUUGGUGCAAGGAUGGUUGGAAGGGAUUUUCUUGGUCCGCAUUUUAUGAUAUAUGGGCCUUUGUGAGGCUUUCCCUUGCAUCUGCCGUCAUGCUUUGCCUCGAGAUUUGGUAUAUGAUGAGCAUCAUUGUCCUUGCCGGAGACCUUGACAAUGCUGUGACUGCAGUUGGUUCCCUUUCUAUUUGCAUGAACAUUGAUGGGUGGCAGACCAUGUUGUUCAUUGGAGUCAACGCUGCUAUAAGUGUUCGCGUCUCAAAUGAGCUUGGCUUUGGACGUCCAAGAGCAACCAAAUAUUCUGUCUACGUCACAGUCUUUCAAUCAUUCCUGAUUGGCAUACUUUGCAUGAUUGUCGUCCUAGCUACAAGAAAUCAUUUAGGUAUUAUUUUUACGAGUAGCGAUACUAUGCUACAUGCAGUGUCUCGCCUUUCAAUCCUUCUUGGAAUUACAAUGCUUCUCAAUAGUGUCCAACCGGUGAUAUCAGGUGUUGCCAUUGGAGGUGGGUGGCAAGCUCUAGUAGCUUACAUCAACUUGGGUUGUUAUUACAUUUUUGGUAUUCCUCUCGGAUAUGUUCUUGGCUAUGUGGCUAAAUUUGGAGUGAUGGGACUCUGGGGUGGCAUGAUAGCCGGAGUUGCCCUACAGACGUUGCUGCUCUUGCUGGUACUAUACAAAACCAACUGGAACAAGGAGGUUGAACAAACAACGGAGCGCAUGCGAAAGUGGGGAGGACAUGACGUAAUUGAGAAAUCACAUAGUGACAAGCUUCCAUUGAAAAAUGAAAGGUAG